This is a messenger RNA of Cololabis saira (Pacific saury), 833 nucleotides long. RefSeq names its product lysozyme g-like. Bases 144 to 833 code for a protein of 229 amino acids. Gene Ontology annotation, cellular component: extracellular region. Gene Ontology annotation, molecular function: lysozyme activity. The transcript is spliced from 6 exons. Lineage: Eukaryota; Metazoa; Chordata; Actinopteri; Beloniformes; Belonidae. Gene Ontology annotation, biological process: peptidoglycan catabolic process; defense response to Gram-positive bacterium. The record is from RefSeq and is a predicted model, not a curated record.
ACAACUGCGGUGGGUUUGCAGUAUCAGGACGAGGCUGUCAAGAGCGUCUCUGCUUCAACUUCACGGGAAGAUCUGAGGAAACGCCAGAGAAAAGAGGAAAAACUACCUGAGGAGAGUUUCUGAGGAGUAUCUAGGACAGGAAGAUGGCAGAUUAUAUUCCAAAUUUUGGAAAAAGUCUUUGGUCAUAUUUUUUUGGUUCCACCACCAGUUCUACCACCAAAGAGUCUAAACCUGUUUAUGGUAAAUAUGGAGACAUCAUGAAGGUGGAAACCACAGGAGCUUCGAGGAUAACGGCUCAGCAGGACAAGCUGGAAUACUCAGGUGUGGCCGCUUCAGAAACAAUGGCAAAGAUGGAUGCAGAAAGAAUGAAGGAAUACAAGACAAAGAUCUUGAAUGUGGCAAAAUCCUUUGAUAUUGAUCCAGCCCUCAUUGCUGCCAUCAUCUCCAGAGAGUCGAGGGCAGGAAAUACUAUAAAAGACAAGAAUGGCUGGGGAGACUGGAACCCAAGAAGAAAUAAAUACAACGCCUUUGGACUGAUGCAGGUUGAUGUCAAUCCCGAUGGAGGUGACCACACUCCAGUGGGCGAGUGGGACAGUGAGGAACAUAUUGAACAAGCAACUGGGAUCUUGGUUCGAUAUAUCGAAGAAUUCUCCUCGUGGCCCAAGAAGCAGUGGCUGAAAGGAGGGAUAGCGGCAUACAACGCGGGGCCGGGCGAUGUCAAGUCUUAUGCAAACGUGGACGAGAACACAACAGGCAAAGACUACUCCAACGAUGUUGUUGCAAGAGCAAAGUGGUACAACGAACAUAUCUUUAAGCUAUAUAGCUUUAAGUAG